UUCACCUUCAUCCCUAACCGACAUCUAUCAUCUCAGCCUCCAAAAACGGUAUCACCUCAGCCUCCACCGUCGCAAAUCUCAUCAACGACCAAUAUUAUUCCUCGUGACCUUCACAUAGAUCAAAGCUCUCAACAACAUCACAAGCCCUUAAAUAGACCAAAGAUUAGAGUCCGUAUCUCCAUUGUCAUCUUAACUCUCUUCAUUACUAUUCAAAUUACUUAAGCUUCCAAUUACAAUCAGAUGGAAGAUGAAACAAGUCGAACAGCCAAUGUCAGUGGAAGCGCACUUGUUACCGAGUCUCUUGAUUCAACACCGGAAGUUGAACAACAUCCAGUGACUGUGAAGAGGAAAGCUAUAGAACCAAGAUCUGCUGCUUGGCCGCAUUAUGAUAAGCUCAUAGAAGAUGGAAUUAAUAAAGCAAAGUGCAAGUAUUGUGGUAAAGUUCUCUUAGUUGAUGCAACUAAAAAUGGAACAACUGGACUGAAUAAACAUUUGAAAACUUGUCUUAAAAAUCCAAAUAAGGUUAACAUUUCCAAUUCUAAGUACAAACAAUCAAAUCUAAACUUUCCAUUAGAAGGUGAAACGGGUGAUGGGGCAACUUGGACUUUUAAUCAAGAGGUAUCUCGGAGGGCUUUAGUUGAGAUGUUAAUCCUUGAUAAGCUUCCUUUUCGUUUUGUUGAAAAGGAAGGUUUUAAGAAGUUUAUGAAAAAAACCCAACCUUUAUUCCGAGUUCCCUCCCGUAGAACAGUGACUAGGGAUUGUUAUGUAGUUUUUGGUGAAGAGAGACAAAAGUUUAUGAAGUAUUUGAAAGACACAUCACCGAGAGUUUGUCUAACCACAGACACAUAGACUUCUAUACAGAGAAUAAAUUAUAUGUGUUUGACAGUACACUUUAUUGAUAGUGAUUGGCUCUUGCAUAAACGAAUUUUAAACUUUCAGGUUGUUACUAGUCAUAAGGGUGACGAAAUGGCCCGUUGUAUUAGUAAGUGUUUGCUUGAUUGGAAAUUGGAGAAAAUAAUCACUAUAACUGUAGAUAAUGCUUCUUCUAAUGAUGUCAUGGUGAAAGAGUUACACAAACAAAUGGUUAAUUGGGGAUCUAACAUGAAAUGUGGUAACCAUCUUCACGUGAGAUGUAUGGCUCACAUUUUGAAUCUUAUUGUGCAAGAUGGCAUGAAAGAAGUUGGUCCAUCUAUCAAACGUGUUAGGCAAAUGGUG
Messenger RNA from Lycium barbarum (goji berry), 1215 nucleotides. Its product is annotated as zinc finger BED domain-containing protein RICESLEEPER 3-like. The record is from RefSeq and is a predicted model, not a curated record. The coding region runs from base 241 to 849 and encodes 202 amino acids. The transcript is spliced from 2 exons. Gene Ontology annotation, molecular function: DNA binding. Lineage: Eukaryota; Viridiplantae; Streptophyta; Magnoliopsida; Solanales; Solanaceae.